This is a messenger RNA of Bacidia gigantensis, 372 nucleotides long. It is a transcript of the gene CYT21, whose product is annotated as Ribosomal protein S16, mitochondrial. Gene Ontology annotation, molecular function: structural constituent of ribosome. Gene Ontology annotation, cellular component: ribosome; mitochondrial small ribosomal subunit. The transcript is spliced from 3 exons. The coding region runs from base 1 to 372 and encodes 123 amino acids. Gene Ontology annotation, biological process: mitochondrial translation. The record is from RefSeq and is a predicted model, not a curated record. Lineage: Eukaryota; Fungi; Ascomycota; Lecanoromycetes; Lecanorales; Ramalinaceae.
AUGGUCCUCAAGAUCCGCCUCGCGCGUUUCGGGAAAGCUCACAAGCCAUUUUACAACAUAGUCGUCGCGCAAGCUCGCUCAGCACGCAAUUCCCGCCCCCUCGAAGUCCUCGGAACGUACGAUCCUAUCCCAAAAGCACCCGCGUUGGGCUCCCCUCCAGAUGAGAAACCAGUGAAGGACAUCAAAUUAGACAUUGUGAGGGCGAAAUACUGGCUAGGUGUGGGGGCGCAGCCUAGUGAGCCCGCGCAGAGGUUGUUGGCUUUGAUCGGACUCAUCGAACCCAAAUUCCACAUCCAGAAGAUGAAGGCGCUGGGAGAGAAAGUGAAACAACAGGCAGAAGAGAAGGAAGAGGGUGCUGUCCAGACGAAAUGA